UGUCACCACAAUAUAUGUUGUGGUACAUGGUCGUCUAUCACAGAAUUUCGCAGGUCCGGGUGCUACUCAUCCCAUAAUCGACGAAGCUGUCCGUCUCAACAGCUACAAGGAACGACGAGUUACAAUGAGCGGUCAAGGCAGCGCAAAGCGCCGGAUACGCAGCCCUCCGCACUCUGAUCACCCAAACAAGAUGCCUAGAACUGUGAACACACAAGGAAUUGGGUCUCCAUAUAGGCCUGAAAUCGCUUCCAAUCGCCCAACACAAAGACUGGGAGACGCGCAACAAGAAGCCCAAGAAGGACCUGAACCUCAAGCCCGAGCUGCACAACCUCAAACACAACGAGAAGCGGCAGCGUCUCCACAAAACUUUCAGUCGAAAGUCACAUCACCUCCUCAGCCGGUGCUAGCCUCCUACGAUCUGCCAGCCCCACGAAACAAUCAAAAAGGCCCUGUGGUAGCAACCGCAAAGCUGACUGACGAUCUGGCUUUUCUACAAGUCUUUCAAGCAGCAACAAAAGCAUCUAUUGAAUAUGAUGAUGCUCUAGAAGAGCAUAAGAGGGCAAAGGUGGAAUUGCAAACCUCUAGGGAGCGUCACAAGAGUUAUCCUCAACUCCUGAUGACUAAAGAGGAGACUGAGAAGAAAGCCUACCGUAAGCUUGGGAGCAAGAAGAAAACUUUAGAUCAUUGGGAAAAGAAGAUGCAGGAGCACCCCACGCUUGAACAAUUUCUCCGGCCUUCGAAUCGAGCCGCAGAAGUCAGCAGGACUAAAAGUAUCGACCUGCUGGACACAAAGGCCUUGCACCAGGAGAUUCUCGCGGACGUACGUCGAGACUUCGACCAACAUGAACUCAAAGCUGCAGAUCUAAAAUGCUUGAAUGACAAAGUCACCCAAUUGGACAAGAAGUAUGACGAGCUGAUGAAGCAGAAUGCAGAGUCAAAAGACGCAAACCGGGAACUGUUUGAACAACAUGUUGCCGCGAUAAGAGCUCUAGAUGAGAUGAAAGACGAACGCGAAAAAGACGCAGCUAGUCUCAUGAAGGCUCGUAGUGAGAUAAAAGCACUUAAAGAAGACUUCGCCUCGCUUAAUGUGUCUAGCAAGAAUAUCUUGACAAGAAUGGAAGAAUCCGAAGCCUCUAGUCAGAAAAUGCUGACGAAGGUCGAGGAAGUAAGUCAUCAGAAGUUCCAAGAAUGCGAGCGUAGCAUGACGAAGACUGUUGAAGCCUUCGAUCAGACUUUGUCUGAGAACGGGAAGACCGUCCGUCGACUUGACGAUACUGUCAAAGGAGCAACUAAAGAAAUUUUCGAGACGAGCAAAAGAAUGUCUGAUAUUGAAAGAAGGAUUAAGAAACUCGACGAACAAACACGGUCUAUCGUAUCCGAAGAAUUAAAGGUUUCGUCUGAGGCCCGUAAGAAGAUGUUAAAUGAACUUCUGGAUCUUAAGAAGGAAACCAACCAGAUAAAGAAGCAGACAAACGAUGCUGAGAAGCACGUCAAGGAACAUCAUGAGGAAAUACGAAACGACUUCCAGAAACUAAAGGGUUUAGUCACCUCUCAAGGGGCUAAAAUCAGUCACGUGGAGGCUAAACUAGGCUCAGAGCUUGAGGGUAACACUGCAACUUUAGAGUCCAAGAUUAAGGACGUCCUUACAGAUCUGCAUUAUGAUAAACUACUUGCAGGCAGCUCGAAUGAAGAGGCUGGAAGGAUGCCCGUGAACCCAGACGAGCUCGUAAACAAAACUAUUGAUGUAGUCAGCGGAGCUAUGGAUACGAUAUUUGCAGAGAAUAGUCGAGACAUGCGAUCAGCUCUGGAGGAAUACUUUAAAAUUAUCGACACGUUGCAGGCGGAUACAGUGUCGAUACAAGAGAGGCUUGGCUCAUGCCAAGGCGACAUCAAUGCAAUAUCUGAAACCUUGAAGACGACCCAAGACGAACAAAUUAGUGCAAGAAGAACGGCUACCAAGCUCAACGACCUGGGGGAGAAGAUCGACCUCGUGAAAAAUGAGGUGGAUCGCAUGAAGGAAUCACGACAGAUGUUGGACCAACCUGGUGUGGAUACGCAAGUUGUGGAACAGAAGAUUCGAGAGUUUGCCGCUAGUCUUCCUAUUGUCAAGAUGGAGGAAAACAAGAAAAUCCUCAACGAUGUCACUGCGUAUUUUGAACAGGUCAGAAACCAUGAGUAUCGCCUGAACCACAUCGACUCGUCGUCUCUACACAACGUCAUCAUAAGCACGAUAAACAACAAAUUUGCGGAAAAAAUAAAGAUGGACCGUCUUUACCAGCAACGUGUUGAUAAAUUUUUGCAACAGCUCGACGCUCGAAUUCGAGAAUUACAAACCGCGGUCACUAUACUACAAGGACAAGGGCUACCAACAGAGAACGUAGGCAAUGGUAGACAUCCAAGGAUGCAAAUCCUAAAUCUAAGUCCCUUUCAACCACCUCAAACUGGCUUAUCAAUGAAUCAGACCGGCCCGAACCAAACUUCUAACCCACCAAGCAUGUAAAGAGUUUGAUGAAAACCUUUUUUGAACAGCUCUAUCAAGCCCUCAUUUAGCGAGCGAUCUUAUGAUGUUAACGUUAACUCCUGCAUUUUCUCUCACUACUGGACGAUAAUGGCAAGUUUAAUUGAAUGAACGUUUUUAGGUAAUCUUUGGUUUGAAUUCUUAACUCAACCGACGAUGACCACUGAUGUACCUAGCGGAAAUGGGUCAAAAUUGCAUUCUUGGCGUUCUCAAAAGUACCUUUUACGGUACGGCAUGGGAAUAUUUCAAUAGGAACCUUGGGAUUAUGAGCAAAGGCGUUCAGUCGGACUAGCCGAAGGAUUCAAUAUGAAUAAUGCCUCUAUGUAAGCCAUAGAUUAGCACCC
Messenger RNA from Pseudovirgaria hyperparasitica, 2862 nucleotides. RefSeq lists its product as uncharacterized. The transcript has 3 exons. The coding region runs from base 125 to 2500 and encodes 791 amino acids. NCBI's taxonomy places the organism in Eukaryota, Fungi, Ascomycota, Dothideomycetes, Acrospermales, Acrospermaceae. The record is from RefSeq and is a predicted model, not a curated record.